AUGGCCGAGAAGCAGGACGAAGAGGACGUUCCGAUCCCUUCACAAGGCUUGACAUGUCCACUGUGUCUUGGUAUCUUCGACGAUGCAACCCUAUUGAUCUCUUGCGGACAUACCUUCUGUCGACCCUGUCUCAGGAAAUACGACCUAUCCCACCAGGAUCUUGAUCACAUGGUCUGCCCUCUCUGCAGGACAGUGACGAAGUUGUCCGCAAACCGGGUCGACGAUCUCCUCCCCAAUGUGACGGUCAACGGACUCGUGGACGAUCACCGUGCCAGAUCUGGCGAGACAAAUGUCAUCCUGGAAAUGUGGCAAGAGUGCACUGCCUGCAACCUCCAGGUGAGUGAUCUUCUCCAUCGAUGUAACGCGAAGAAAUCAGAAUUGGAGAAGAACAUUCAGACUUUGGAGACGCAUCAUCGUGAAGCACACACAGCUUUUCAGCUACUACGUGAAGAUGUCGGCCAAGCCUGUCGUACCAAGGUCAAGCAACUAGAAGACAACCGACGUGUACUUGUUGAAAAGAUCGAUUCUCUGGAGCGUAGUUUUGAUGAAGCCCUCAAUGGUCUGAUAACGAAAGAGCGACAGAUGAUCAAGAGCAUUUGUAGUUCGGUAGAUCUUGUUGGUUAUGCCAGACUGGGAUGUCUCGAGACGGACAGUCUGGUUGCUCAUACAUUCCUUUGCGAAGAGAUCGAUGGCUUGCUGAAAGAAGGUAAUGAUCAAACCUCUGCAGCAACCAUACGGGAGAAGGCAAAGAAGCAGAGGUUCAAUCCUGCAGAAGACACAAGUCUUGACCUUGGGAACAUCUCAGAAACAGAUGCUGAGGCUGCACUAGAUGACAUGCUGAAGGGGGUUAUCGAUGACACUUCUGCAGCAACCAUAGGGGAGGAAGUCCAGAAGAAGAGGUCCCAGUUUGCAGAAGAGGAUAUCCCGACAGGGAUAUCCGUUCCCGAAACACCGUCCAAAGUACACACGUUCAAUGUCAAGAGUGUCGAACAUAAUCAUGCCGACAACGACUUUCUUCACCUAACCUAUACAGUUAGUACUAUUGUGGUUGGAUGA
Messenger RNA from Strongylocentrotus purpuratus (purple sea urchin), 1056 nucleotides. RefSeq names its product tripartite motif-containing protein 72-like. The transcript is spliced from 3 exons. Gene Ontology annotation, molecular function: ubiquitin-protein transferase activity. The record is from RefSeq and is a predicted model, not a curated record. Gene Ontology annotation, biological process: positive regulation of DNA-templated transcription. The coding region runs from base 1 to 1056 and encodes 351 amino acids. Gene Ontology annotation, cellular component: chromatin; nucleoplasm. Lineage: Eukaryota; Metazoa; Echinodermata; Echinoidea; Camarodonta; Strongylocentrotidae.